CAACGAUCUGUAUAUGUGAGCAAUAAGGGAUACUUACCUUUACUUUACAACUUUUGGCAUAUCCGCCUCCAUUAUAGUUUACUGCUGAGAAUACAUUGCGGAUAUAUAAUAAGUGCCGGAAACCCGAGGCCACCGCAGCACAAAAGGAACGAGUAUCGUUUGGUAGUGCUUUAAAAUUGAUCAUGUCUGAGGAAAAGCACACUAAUUCGAUUGAGCCUGUCGGCACCAUGCCUAUCCCCACUAUCAUUCCUGAAAGUACUACCAUAGAGAAGGUCAUAACAGAAAUUAAGUCUGAGGUUGUAGAUAAGACGAAUGUAGCUGAAAGUACUACCGUAGAGAAGACCAUGAAAGAAGUUAAAUCUGAGGUUGUAGACAAGAUGAAUGUGGAUUUUGCGGAUGUGAAAGACGAAGCUCCAGUGUCUUCGGCUAAUGUCGAGUCCGUUGAAAUUCUUUCAGGCCAUGAAGCUGAAGCAGUAUUUGCUGUCGAAACAGUAAAGAGUGAGAUCGGGGUCGGUAUCAAGCCAAGUGAUGCGACCGAAGAUAGUUUCAAGAACGAUGCGGAUGUGUCGGAGUCGGCAAGUAUGGUAGUUGAAGCUGCCCCUAUUAGCGACACUAGUGUAAUCGCACCAGUGACAGUUAAAUUUGAGACUACAGUGCAAAACAUUGCACUGGAAAGUGUAUCUGAAAACAACCCGGCAGAAAUUGGCUCAAUUGUUGCAGCAGAAGUAGCGUCAGAUAGUAUACCGAUGAAGAUUGCAGCAGAGAUCAAAACAGAAGCCAUUUCGACUGACACCCCGAUGGAGACUGUAUCAGAGAUCAAAGCAGAAGCCAUUUCUACUGACACACCGAUGGACGUUGAUAGCGCCGCCAGUAUCUCAUCAAUUAAGGUAAAACCUGCACAAAACAGUGAAUGUCUUGCAGCUAAGACUACCUCUGCGACUAGUGAAACACCGACUGCCCUAGCUAGCGAUGGUGCGACUGAGGUUGUUGCACCUAACUGCUUGACCGAGAAUGAUGCAGAUGAUAGUUUAAAUGUUCCAACAAAGGACACUGACGGCACUACUCAAACACCAGGCAAGGAGAAACCGGUACAAGAAACGUUGAAGCGUGGAGACGAAGGCUUCACAUCGGAGAUAUAUCGAAUCAAAGUGGAUAGCCUGCCUAAGUUUACAAGCGUGGCGGCGUUUAAAAAGAAACUGGGACAACUAGGCCUCAAACCUAUCAAAGUAUCCGUCCAGGGUACCAAGCAAUAUCCGUAUUCCUUCGUCACGUUUGAGAACGAGGAUAACAAACAGAAGGCGCUGAAAGUGUUGAACGAUACGACUUGGAAGAAUAACAAUAUCUACGCCAUACACGCAGCGCCUAAGAAGGGCACACAGUUGGUGGGUGAGAAGAGACCGGGAGAUAGGUCUACCGAGAACGAUCAGAGAGCCAAACGACCGAAAAGUACACUACCACUACACGAACAAAUUAACGACAAGGUGGCCGCGUAUUGGAGAUAUCCAUACGACCAACAACUAUUGAAGAAAGAUGGUAUAGUGAAGUCCGUGAUGAACGAUUGGAAGAGAGACCUACGCAAAGCGGGUGUGGACUGGGUGAAUGCGUCUCCGUUAUGUCCCGUUGAGUCUAUAAUCCCCUCCAAAGUAAUUAAAGGGUACAGAAAUAAAUGCGAAUUCUCGCUAGGGCAAUCGGCCGAGGGUGAGGUGCAUGUGGGGUUCUUAUUGGGAAGAAGCGCUGACGGUACGAAUGUUGUACGGCCCACGGAGUGUCCCUUGGUGUCUGAGGGCAUGAAGGCCGUGUGUCUACACUUUGAGAAGUUCAUCACAGAGAUGUCCAAACUUCCCAUUUAUAACACGCAGGAACGCACCGGACACUGGCGCCUUCUGCUUGUGCGCGAGACGCAUGCUGGCGAGAUCAUGAUUGUGGCCCAGAUGCACCCUCAGAAACUUUCCACGACCGAGAUAACGGAACAGGGCAAACUUCUCGGCGUACAUUUCUCAGAGAACUUUCCGGAAGGAAAUGUGAAGUCUAUAUCACUACAAUGCUAUGAAGGGAUUUCGCAUGGAUUCGGUUCGGACAUUCAGUUGGUACACGGGCCUCCGGUACUAGAAGAGACACUGAUGGGUCUCAAAUUUGAUAUAUCCCCAACGUCAUUCUUUCAGGUUAACUACGGCGGUGCGGAGAAUUUGUAUUCACUGAUCCGUCAAUGGGCAGGUGAGACUAAAAAAUUAGGUGCAGGAGCCAAGAGUGCGAAGGAGCGUGAUGGAAAGGCGAAAUUAUAUGACAUGGGGGUACAUCACGAUGGCAAUGCGCAAACUGAUAUCAAGGCUGAGAAGGACGGGUCGAAAGACGCGAGCAAGGAUUCCGUUUUACGAAGUGUGAAUGUAUUGGAUGUAUGUUGUGGCACGGGGACUAUAGGCAUGCUGAUGGCGCCAGUCGCGAAUAAGGUUUUUGGAGUGGACAUUGUCGAAUCUGCGAUCGAGGAUGCGAAGAAAAAUGCCUUGAAAAAUGAGAUGAAGAACAUCGAGUUUGUAUGUGGUAAGGCCGAGGACACCCUGGGCAAGCUUGUGAACACAGCGCUAUUGGAGAAUAUGGGUCUCAUGGGCAUCCUAGACCCACCGCGUGCUGGAUUACAUAAGGACGUUGUGAAGGUCAUACGUGCAACUCCCCAGAUUGAUCGACUUGUGUACGUGGCUUGCGAUGCUCGACAGUCAUUGCCGACUUUGACCAGUCUGUGCCGACCUACAAGCAACAACUACAUUGGGCUCCCCUUCCGACCAAUGAGAGUGGCGGCGGCUGACUUAUUCCCAAAUACGCCGAACUUCGAAUUUAUCGUGCUCUUAGAACGAGAAUCUACAAAUUAA
Messenger RNA from Sphaeroforma arctica JP610, 2864 nucleotides. RefSeq lists its product as hypothetical. The transcript has 7 exons. Gene Ontology annotation, molecular function: nucleic acid binding; RNA methyltransferase activity. The coding region runs from base 183 to 2864 and encodes 893 amino acids. The record is from RefSeq and is a predicted model, not a curated record. Gene Ontology annotation, biological process: RNA processing. NCBI's taxonomy places the organism in Eukaryota, Ichthyosporea, Ichthyophonida.